Messenger RNA from Chrysochloris asiatica (Cape golden mole), 1113 nucleotides. RefSeq names its product G patch domain and ankyrin repeats 1 (gene GPANK1). The transcript has 3 exons. NCBI's taxonomy places the organism in Eukaryota, Metazoa, Chordata, Mammalia, Afrosoricida, Chrysochloridae. The record is from RefSeq and is a predicted model, not a curated record. The coding region runs from base 1 to 1113 and encodes 370 amino acids. Gene Ontology annotation, molecular function: nucleic acid binding; protein binding.
AUGUCCAGGCCCUCCCUCAUCACUUUCACCCCGGCCAGUGAUUCUGGCGACUUCUGGAAAGAUGGACAGCAGCAACAGCCACAGCCUGAGGAGCCGAAGCCCGCCUUGGAUGGGUCUGCAGUCCGUGCCUUCUACGAGUCCUUGAUUGGAAGUGAGAACAACCCGCCUGAACCAGAGAGAUCCCAGUCUGACCCUGCCAGGGAAAGAAAGAGGAAGAAAAGAAGACUGAUAAGGGGGGCUGCGGCAGAAGCAGCGACAGCCUCAGCCUCAGGCAGACACGGUCAAGAGGAAUCCCAUGAGGCAGAGGAUAAGAUGACCCAGUGGAUACUGAGAGCAGCUCAGGAGGGAGACCUGGCAGAACUCCAGAGGCUGCUGGAGCCCCGUGAGGCAGGAGGAGCUGGGGGGAAUAUCAACACUCGUGAUGUCUUCUGGUGGACUCCACUGAUGUGUGCUGCCCGAGCUGGCCAGGGGGCAGCUGUGCGCUAUCUUCUGGGUCGAGGGGCUGCCUGGGUGGGAGUCUGUGAACUGGGUGGCCGGGAUGCUGCCCAACUGGCUGAAGAAGCUGGCUUCCCUGAAGUGGCCCGCAUGGUCAGAGAGAGCCAUGGAGAGACGAGGCACCCCAGGAACCGCUCCCCCACCCCUCAACUCCUCUUCUUUCUCUGCAGGCCCCACCACUCACGUCCCCCCCAAUAUUGUGAGACCUGUGAUGCCCACUUCCAAGAUGUUAACCACUGCACAUCCACCGCUCAUCUGCUGUCACUGUCCCGGGGUCCCUGGCCCCCCAGCCUACCUCCUGGAGUGCCUGCCUCCAGUCCAGGCUUCAAGUUGCUGUUGAGAGGGGGCUGGGAACCAGGGAUGGGGUUGGGGCCCCGAGGUGAGGGUCGUGCCAACCCUAUCCCUACUGUUCUUAAGAGGGACCAGGAGGGACUUGGCUAUAGAUCAGCACCGCAGCCACGAGUCACACACUUCCGGGCUUUGGAUACCAGGGCUGUGGCUGGGAAGGAACGAGCCCCUCGAGUGACCACACUGAGCCGGAGAGAAGAGAGAAGGCGAGAAGAGAAGGGCAGGGCGUGGGAGCGGGAUCUGAGGACAUAUAUGAACCUUGAGUUCUGA